AUGGAUACGCAAUGCCCCCUGGCCCACAUGACUCGUGCCGUGGUUGUUGCGCUCCGCCAGGCAAUCGCCGCUGGGAUGAUUCAGCUUGGUGACAAUGAGCUUAAAAUCCGUAAGACCAGAAUGCUGGUCGUCCCUGCGGUGACAAUAUGGAACUCCGGGGACGAUGAUGCUGGCACACCAGAUUCCCCCCAAGACCUGAAUGCUGGUCGUCCCUGCGGGGACAUUAUGGAACCCCGGAAGCGGCUACACGAGAAGAGAUACGUCCCAAUUGGCACACGUGCCGGCGCGGCUGGCGAGUUCAUAUGUGCGAGGGGUAUUACCCCUAACUCGCCGAGACAACCCAUGAUCGGAGAUCAAGUCACUCAGUUGGCAGUCGAGAUGAAGGAGAAAGGCAAGGUUGAGGAAGGGGAGAGGCUGCGGCGGUGGGUAGGGAAGGCUGAACCAUGGUCGAUGCGAUUUGUGGACGCGUGGGGUGGACCGUUAGGACGUGAUGGGACGGGGGCGGGCCUCGAGCCGAGUCAGGUGCAGAGGUGA
This is a messenger RNA of Tricharina praecox, 534 nucleotides long. RefSeq lists its product as uncharacterized. The record is from RefSeq and is a predicted model, not a curated record. NCBI's taxonomy places the organism in Eukaryota, Fungi, Ascomycota, Pezizomycetes, Pezizales, Pyronemataceae. The transcript is spliced from 3 exons. The coding region runs from base 1 to 534 and encodes 177 amino acids.